AUGGCUGAUACUGAUUCUACCACGGGUUCUCCAAUUGGCGACACCACUAUGGUUCCCCCGCCGACGGCGCCGCCGACGUCCUCCCCUGCCAAGUCGGAUUUCCAUCCGGCCCUUGCUGUCACCAAUAUCAAAAACAACAUUCCUUUUAAACUCGAGAUAGACAAGGAUCAUUAUGCUAUGUGGGCUGAAUUGUUUGAGACUCAUGCUCACGCCACUCAGGUGCUCCACCACAUCAUUCCUCAAGCUGACAUGGAGCCUCCUGCGCGCACCGAUGCUUCCUAUGCUCGGUGGGCCACUCUUGACUCUACCGUCAAACAGUGGAUUUAUUCCACCAUCUCCUUCGACCUUCUCUCCACUGUUAUGGAGAAAGGUUCUACUGCUAUGGCUACUUGGAACCGUAUAGCUUCUAUGUUUGAGGACAAUCAGAACUCUCGUGCAGUCGCUCUCGACCAGGAUUUCAUCUCCACUCGCAUGGAGGAUUUUCCUAAUGUUUCAGCCUAUUGUCAGCGUCUGAAACAUAUCUCUGAUCAGUUGCGGAAUGUUGGUGCCCCAGUCAGUGACCAUCGUCUUGUUCUUCAGUUGGUCUCUGGUCUCACUGAGCCCUUUCGUGGUGUUGCCACCCUGAUCCGUCAGAGCGAGCCUUUGCCACCUUUCCUCAAGGUCCGCUCCAUGUUGAUUCUAGAGGAAUCUGGUCUCGCCAGGAUGUCAGGUCCGGCCUCUCAGACUGCUUUGCACACCUCUGCUUCCCGUCCACAGGCCUCCGUUGACUCCUCUCAGCAGCGCCCCACCUACCGCAGCGAUCAGGGCUACUCCAACCAUCGUUAUGGGUCAGGGCACAAUCGCAAUUAUCAGGGUGGUUCUGGUAAACCUAAGAAGAAAGGUGGCUCCCGUUAUCCUGGAUCAUCUGGCUCCUCUGGUUCCUCUGCUGCAUCUCCUCCACCCUGGCGCCCACCACCGCAGGCAUCCUGGAAUCCCUGGGGUUGGGCUCCUCCCCCUGGUUGGGCUCCUUCCCCUUGGGGCAUGCCUCCUUGUCCUUACCCCACAUCUCAGUGGUCGCGUCCCAUGAGUGCUCCGCAGCAACCCAGCGUUUUAGGUCCGCGUCCUCAGGCCUACACCGCUACUGCUUCUCCAGCACCCACUGAUAUCGCUGCUGCCAUGCACACCAUGUCUUUGACUCCUCCAGACACCACGUGGUACAUGGACACCGGCGCCUCGUCCCAUACUGCGGCAUCUCAAGACGGGGAUGCCUCUCCUGAGAUGUAACAGCCUCGGCGACCUCUACCCAGUCACUCGUUCCUCUCCCUUUGCUGGUCUUGCUUCUAGUGUCUGGCACAAUCGACUUGGUCAUCCAGCUUCCUCAGCUUUAAAC
This is a messenger RNA of Lotus japonicus, 1369 nucleotides long. RefSeq lists its product as uncharacterized. Bases 1 to 1263 code for a protein of 420 amino acids. Lineage: Eukaryota; Viridiplantae; Streptophyta; Magnoliopsida; Fabales; Fabaceae. The transcript is spliced from 2 exons. The record is from RefSeq and is a predicted model, not a curated record.